Molecule: messenger RNA, 1761 nt
Organism: Cuscuta europaea
Lineage: Eukaryota; Viridiplantae; Streptophyta; Magnoliopsida; Solanales; Convolvulaceae
Source: the annotation of a GenBank genome assembly
AGCAAGUGAUAAUCGAGCAAAUAAAAAUGUCGUCGGAAACGGCCAAGAAAAGCUUCCCCUCGGUAACGACGUGCGACGUCUCCGCCGUGAGCCACCACUCCGUGGCGGCGGACCUGGACGGAACUCUGUUGAUCUCCCGCUCGUCCUUCCCGUACUUCAUGCUGGUCGCGAUCGAAGCGGGUAGCCUCCUGAGAGGGCUGGCUCUGCUCCUGUCGUUCCCCGCCAUAGCCGUGGCGUACGUAUUCUUCUCCGAAGCGGUGGCGAUCCAAAUGCUGAUCUACAUCUCCUUCGCAGGAGUGAAAGUCCGGGACAUCGAGCUGGCGGCGCGGGCCGUUCUGCCGCGAUUCUACGCGGCGGACGUGAGGCGGGAGAGCUUCGAGGUGUUCGAAAAGUGCAAGAGGAAGGUGGUAGUGACGGCGAACCCGAGCAUAAUGGUGGAGCCGUUCGUGAAGGAGUUCUUGGGCGGCGAUAAGGUUCUGGGGACGGAGAUUGAAGUGAACCCGAAGACGAAGAGGGCGACGGGGUAUGUGAAGAAGCCGGGGGUGUUGGUCGGAAAAUGGAAAAGGGUGUCGGUGUUGAAGGAGUUUGGGGAUGAACAGCCUGACAUUGGGAUGGGUGACAGAACCUCUGAUCAUGAUUUCCUAUCCGUUUGUAAGGAAGGGUAUAUGGUACUCCCUAGCAAAUCAGCAACCCCGGUUCCACUUGACCGCUUGAAAAGUCGAUUAGUGUUCCACGACGGUCGACUGGUGCAGCGCCCGGACCUACUAAACGCCCUGAUCACCUACCUUUGGCUCCCAUUUGGCUUCGCCUUAGCCGUCUUUCGAGUGUACUUCAAUCUACCCCUCCCUGAGCGCAUCGUACGGUACACAUACCUGAUGCUUGGAAUCAACCUUGUAAUAAAGGGGCCGAGGCCUCCCGCGGCAUCAUCCGGUGGCCGUCAAGGGAAUCUAUUCGUAUGCAACCAUCGGACCGCCCUGGAUCCCAUUGUCAUUGCGAUUGCGCUGGGGCGGAAAGUAUCAUGUGUGACAUAUAGCGUGAGCAAACUCUCGCGCUUCCUCUCCCCGAUCCCCGCAGUUGCAUUGACGCGGGAUCGCGAAAAGGACGCGGCCAUGAUCAAAUCCAUCCUCGAGAAGGGCGACUUGGUCGUGUGCCCCGAAGGAACCACAUGCCGCGAGCCAUUCCUCUUGAGAUUCAGCGCUUUGUUCGCGGAGUUAAGCGACAGGAUUGUCCCUGUGGCGGUGAACACUAAGCAAAGCAUGUUCCACGGGACUACGGUCCGCGGGGUGAAGUUUUGGGACGCGUAUUUCUUCUUCAUGAACCCAAGACCGAGCUACGAGGUGACAUUUUUGGAGCCGUUGCCUAAGGAAAUGACAUGCAAGGGAGGUGGGAAAUCUUCAAUUGAGGUGGCUAAUCAUGUGCAGAAGGUUUUGGCUGGUGCUCUUGGGUUUGAGUGCACUCAAUUGACUAGGAAAGACAAGUACAUGCUCCUUGGUGGGAAUGAUGGGAAGGUGGAAUCUAUGUAUGGUGCUAACAAGUAAUGAUUAAGACUGAUCGAACUUGCAUUAUAUUGUGUUUCAUUAAAUUAAUUAUACUCAGUUCAGCCCUAUAAUUGAUAGUAGUGGCGCAUGCCAAGUGUUGGCUGUUUCAUGAUAUGGAUCAUUAAUCAGGACGUAUGAACUUCAAUUAGUCGUUGUUUUUGCUUUCAUUUCAUUUUAUUUGUUUUCAUAUACUUAUAAAGGUGGAAAGCUUCUUCCUCAUCCU